Messenger RNA from Chanos chanos (milkfish), 864 nucleotides. RefSeq names its product verrucotoxin subunit beta-like. The transcript has 3 exons. Lineage: Eukaryota; Metazoa; Chordata; Actinopteri; Gonorynchiformes; Chanidae. The record is from RefSeq and is a predicted model, not a curated record. Bases 1 to 864 code for a protein of 287 amino acids.
AUGGUGGAGGAGGCUGUAAUGGAGGCUGCAGCACUGGGCAGACCUUUCCAACUUGGCACACUGUAUGACUGCAGAAAUGACAAAAUCAUCCCAGAAUUCCGUGUCACCACUUCAGAUACUAUUGAUGAUAAAAUCUCUGCGCUGAAGGUAGAUGGCUCCCUCAAAGUCAGUCUGUUGGCAGGACUAGUGAAUGUAGAUGGGGCAGCAAAGUAUUUCAGGGACACCAAGAAAUCCAACAAACAAGCUAGACUGACCCUACAGUAUUGCAGUACCACAAGAUAUGAAGAAUUAACCAUGGACCACAUGGCUCUUGACAAAAUAUCUCAUCCCAACGUGUUUGAGUCUGACACAGCAACACACGUGGUCACAGCUGUGUUGUAUGGGGCCGAUGCAUAUUUUGUAUUUGACAGAGAAGUGUCUUCAAAUGAAAGCAAAGAGAAGAUAGAGGGAGAGCUGAGCCUCACUCUUAGUAAACUGAAAUUUCUAAAUGUCAGCGGUGAAGCAUCACUAAACAUGGGGGACAGUGAAAUAGAAACAGCUGAAAAAUUUACGUGUACAUUUCACGGAGAUUUCAAACUAGCUGCAAAUCCAUCUUCAUUCAAAGAAGCCAUGCAUGUUUACACCAACCUCCCAAACAUGCUUGGAGAAAAUGGAGAACAUGCAGUUCCACUAAGAGUGUGGCUCUAUCCUCUGGUCAAACUGGAUUCAAGAGCUGCCAGACUUCAAAGAGACAUAAGCACUCACCUCAUCACAGACACAGUGAAAACAGUUGAAGCUCUGAGCAUGGCUGAAAUAGAAUGCAAUGACCUUCUGAGAGAGAAAAGCAGCCAGAUGCCUUUCUGUCAAAACUGUCGAAUUACUUAA